AUGGUCAAACAUAAGAAAAUCGAUGCAUUUUUCAAAAGGAAAAUUUCCGAUGAAAAUGAAAAUUGUAUAGCUUCAACAUCGACACUUGAGGAGCGAGCUUUCGAUGAUCAAACAAUUCAAGUUCAACCAAAUGAUCAACCUCGCAAGAUUCAAAAAGUCACCAUGGAAGAAUUUGAUAUCAAUUGUUUAGAACGUGAUCCCGGUAAACGUCUCCAAAUUUGGGAAUAUCCAGUAAAUCAAAGAGAUGAAGUUCGAAGAGCUUAUCUUAAUUGGGGUCCCUAUCAAUGCCAAUUAGAAAAGUAUCCUCUUAAUGGAGAUAAAUAUCCAAGACGAUUUCAAGCAUCUUGGUUUAAAAUGUUCCCUUCAUGGCUAGAGUAUUCUCCAACUAAUGAUGCUGCUUAUUGUUUACUUUGUUACUUGUUUUGUAAAAAACCAAGUGGGCAUCCUGGAGCUGACGUCUUUACUAGAAAGGGAUUUAAAGCAUGGAGAAAGGUCAAUUCCGGAAAGAAAUGUGCUUUUCUUAUUCAUAUUGGAGAUAGUCCUUGUUCCCCUCACAAUAAUGCUUUGAAAUCUUCUCAAGACUUGUUCAAUCAAUCAAUUCACAUCAGAAAUGUUCUUAAUGUGCAGUGUGCCGAUCAAGUCAUCCAAAAUAGACUUCGUCUCAAGAGCUCUAUUGAUUCUAUUCGUUGGCUCGCAUUUCAAGCUUGUUCUUUUAGAGGCCAUGAUGAAUCACUUGGAUCGAAAAAUAGAGGUAACUUUCUUGAAAUGGUAAAACUCUUAGCAUCAUACAAUGAUGAACUUGCAAAAGUUGUAUUAGAGAAUGCUCCAUAUAAUUCAAAGUAUACCUCUCAUUCAAUUCAAAAGGAAAUUUUGCAUAUCAUGUCUAGUAAAGCGAAAAGUUAUAUUCGAGAAGAGAUUGGGGAUUCUAAAUUUUGCAUAAUUGUUGAUGAAUCGCGUGAUGAAUCUUUGAGGGAGCAAAUGGCUAUUAUCUUGAGGUUUGUGGAUAAAAAUGGGUGUAUUCAAGAACGAUUUUUUGAGCUUGUGCAUGUUAAAGACACUAUGGCGAUCACUCUUAAAAAUGCAAUUUGUGAUGUUCUUUCUCGACAUGGUCUAAAUGUUUCAGAUAUUCGUGGGCAGGGGUAUGAUGGUGCAAGUAAUAUGAGAGGGGAGUGGAAUGGAUUGCAGGCACUAUUUCUCAAGGAUUGUCCUUAUGCCUAUUACAUACAUUGUUUUGCACAUAGAUUACAACUUGCUUUGGUUGCUGCUUCAAGAGAAGUUUUUACUGUUCAUGAUUUCUUUUCACACUUGACUUUUAUUGUCAAUGUUGUAUGUUCCUCUAGUAAGCGCCAUGAUGAAUUGCAAGAUGCCAUAUUAGAGGAGAUUUCAAAUUUGCUAGAGAUUGGUGAGCUUGAUAGCGGUAAAGGACAAAAUCAGAUUGGCACUUUGAAACGAGCCGGAGAUACACGUUGGAGCUCACAUUUCUCUUCUGUUCGUAGUAUGAUAGAUUUGCAUAAUCCAACUUGUGUGGUUCUUAAUGAUAUUAGAAAAAAUGGAAGAAGUUAUGCGACACGUGGGGAUGCUAAUGCUGCUUAUAAGUUUAUGAAAUCAUUUGAGUUCACAUUAAUUUUGCACAUGAUGAGAGAGCUUAUGGGAAUUACAGAUCGUUUGUGUCAAGCUUUACAACAGAAAUCUCAAGAUAUACUUAAUGCUAUGCAGUUGGUCUCCACUACAAAGACAUUAAUUCAAAAGUUGAGAGAUGAUGGGUGGGAUGAUUUAUUGAAAGAUGUGAUAUUGUUUUGUGAAGAACAUGAUAUUGAUUCCCCUGAUUGUAAUGCUGUUUAUAUAGAGCGUGAUGGUCGUGCACGUCAUCAAAUGGAUCACAUCACAGUGGGUCAACAUUUUAGAGUGAAUCUCUUUUGUGUUACAAUUGAUCAACAACUACAGGAAUUAAAUCAUAGAUUUUGUGAGCAAACAAUGGAGCUUUUAAGUCUAAGCAACAGUUUGGUUCCUAAGGAUAUUUACAAAGCAUUUGAUAUGAAUAAUAUAUGUGCUCUUGUAAAUAAGUUCUAUCCUAUGGAUUUUAGUGAGCAUGAGAAAAUUAGUUUGAGAUAUCAACUUCAACACUUUCAUCUUGAUGUUGUUGGUCAUCCAGAUUUAAAUUGCUUGUCAACUAUGUCUGAAUUGUGUGAAGCUCUAAAAAAGACAGGGAAGGCGGAUACAUAUUAUUUGAUUGAUCGACUAAUCCGUCUUAUCUUAACUCUUCCGGUUUCUACAGCUACUACAGAAAGAUCGUUCUCAGCAAUGAAGAUAAUCAAGACAAGAUUGCGCAAUAAAAUGGAGGAUGAAUUUCUUGCUGACAAUAUGAUGCUUUACAUUGAAAAAGAAAUAGUUGACCACUUCAGCACUGAUUCAAUUAUUGAUGAAUUCAAGUCUUUAAAAGAGCGGAAGGCGGUACUUUAA
Messenger RNA from Vicia villosa (hairy vetch), 2460 nucleotides. RefSeq lists its product as uncharacterized. Bases 1 to 2460 code for a protein of 819 amino acids. The record is from RefSeq and is a predicted model, not a curated record. Gene Ontology annotation, molecular function: protein dimerization activity. The transcript has a single exon. NCBI's taxonomy places the organism in Eukaryota, Viridiplantae, Streptophyta, Magnoliopsida, Fabales, Fabaceae.